UUUUUUGGCUAUAAGGACUCUUUUUGAUUAUGACAGUUGUUGUGGUUUGACUAUUUUGUCAAAAGAAAGAAACUCAGCUUUUUGGUGUGCUCACUGAUGGAAAUAAAAGUCUCUAGCUCCUCCUUCUCACCACCUUCCGGAUCUUUGAUUGGUGCCUUAAAUGUCAGCACUGUCUUCUAUUAAAACAAUAAUAAAAGAGCAGAAGCCAGAGCCAAGCCAGGGCAGAGUGAGCAGACUUUAAAGGUUAGACAAAAUAGGUAUUGCAGUAACAGAGUGUCCUGUUUGUCUGUGCAUCCUGUCUGGCAGACUGGAGAAUGGAAUGGCAGCAGACCACUAUGAAGUGCUCAUGGAAAUUAGUGCUGUUGCUGGUAUUCUUUUGUCUGGCGGUGCAGUACACAGCCCUCCGCUCCAUUCAGGAUUUUUUCCCUAGACCAUGCCAGGACUUCAGUCAAUGCCAGAAAUACCCUGAGAAAGAUCACAGCUUGAAAUCUUCCUAUAAAAACAACUCUGUACCCACAAGACCAACCACUGCACCUGCUCGGAGGCACAUCCAUCUUUUUUCACAAACCCGCAGUGGCUCCUCCUUCGCUGGCCAGCUGUUUAAUCAACACCCAGAUAUCUUUUACAUGUUUGAGCCACUUUACCAUGCCCAACAGUCCAUCUUCAACUACAGCAAGUGUCUUGGGAAGCCCACUGACAGAUUUAUGCAGGGACUCUACAGAGACCUCCUCUUCAACCUAUAUACCUGUUACAUUAAUGUCCUGGAGAACUACAUCCAGCCAGAGCCUAAAGAUCACCUGACAACUUCUUUCUUCCGUCAGGCCUCCAGCCAUGCUCUCUGCUCACCACCCAUCUGUCAAGAGGGUAAAAAGGAGAUUAUGGAAGGGCAGCCAGAUGAGAGCUGGUGUCACAAAAAGUGUCGAAUCCUAAACCUCACUUUAGCCUCCAUGGUUUGCCAUUCCAGAAGCCACGUGGCCAUCAAGACAGUACGGAUCCCUCAGGUCAGUGACCUCCGCAUCCUAACAGAAGACCCACGAUUAGACUUGAGGAUUAUUCACCUGGUAAGAGAUCCCAGAGCAAUCUUGGCAUCACGCAUAACUGCGUUCACUGAACAGUUCAUUGCCUGGAAGAUCUGGAAUGCCACAGACAAGCAACCAAAUCAUGUGGACUUGACACAGAUCACGAGAACAUGCCAAGACAUGGUGUACUCUGUGGAUAUUGGUCUGAAGAAGCCAGCCUGGCUGCAAGGACGGUAUCUACUAGUGCGCUAUGAGGAUCUAGCAAUUAAUCCCGAAGCUAAGGCCAAGGAGAUCUACAAAUUCCUGGAUUUGAAUAUAGACAAUAAAGUUCUUACAUGGAUAUCUCAAAACACCAAUGCCACUUCCUCUAGUAAGUCAAGGUUCUCCACCAGCAGAGACUCCAAAACCACACCAGAGAGCUGGAGACUGCAUCUGGGCUUUGACAUUGUUAAGACAGUGCAGACACUAUGUAAUAAUACUUUGGCUUUAUUGGGCUACAAAAUAGCACAGUCUGAGGUGGAGCUGAGGAACAUAACAAAUAGUUUAGUGGAACCAAGGACUUUUAAUUAGUUUGUGAAGAAAAAAUGAGAAGGUAAAGGUCAGUUUCCCAGUAAUCAUGUUGAAAGUGCAUAGUGAUUUAGCCUCAAUAAUCAAUUUUUAAAUGUGAUUUAAACCCAUUGGUGAGGGCUUUACUGUAAGGAAUAUAUAAAUAACCCUUUAAUGUUCCAGCUUAUCCUGUAAUGAGCAGUGCUUUGAAUUAUUCAAAGUGUCUGCUAAAAGGAAAAUUCACAAAUUUCUACAUAUACUGUAUGUCACGAUCUCGCCGGCAGAUGGCACUGUGGCAUCGAUGUGCACGGACAGCUGGAGAGCGCGCGUGUGUGCAUGAGAUUACAUAAUGAGGACUGUUUCCUAUGGACAUGUGCCUUUGUUUUGGUUUUGUUCUCUUCCUGUUCAGGUAUUGGUUGAUGUUCGAGGGUGUGUCAUUAUUGGUCCCAGCUGUCUGUAUUCAAGCGUGAUUAUGUUUGUUAUUUAAAGCCCUUGUGUUGCUGUGCACUUUGUGCAGUAUUGAAUGAAUGUAUAGGUGAAUACGUUUACGUAUGCCAAGCGGUCGUGUUUUCGUGUCCUGUUCUUGUUCCAUGCCUCGGAAUCUAGUUUCAUAUUUAAACCUCGAUUAUCUCUUCCAGUCUAGACCGCGUUUCAUGUUUAUUGACUUCUGUUUGAGAAUAAAGACUUUGAUCUGC
Messenger RNA from Ictalurus furcatus (blue catfish), 2260 nucleotides. Its product is annotated as Carbohydrate sulfotransferase 1-like. The transcript is spliced from 2 exons. The record is from RefSeq and is a predicted model, not a curated record. Gene Ontology annotation, biological process: N-acetylglucosamine metabolic process; keratan sulfate proteoglycan metabolic process. Gene Ontology annotation, molecular function: keratan sulfotransferase activity; N-acetylglucosamine 6-O-sulfotransferase activity. Lineage: Eukaryota; Metazoa; Chordata; Actinopteri; Siluriformes; Ictaluridae. Bases 315 to 1589 code for a protein of 424 amino acids.